Lasiosphaeria miniovina is the source of this 4300-nucleotide messenger RNA. RefSeq lists its product as uncharacterized. Gene Ontology annotation, cellular component: P-body. Gene Ontology annotation, biological process: mRNA catabolic process. The coding region runs from base 111 to 4202 and encodes 1363 amino acids. Gene Ontology annotation, molecular function: 3'-5'-RNA exonuclease activity; RNA binding. Lineage: Eukaryota; Fungi; Ascomycota; Sordariomycetes; Sordariales; Lasiosphaeriaceae. The transcript has 3 exons. The record is from RefSeq and is a predicted model, not a curated record.
ACGCAACAGAAACAAUCUACAUCGCACUCGACGUGCAUCCGGGCUAUCGGUCUUAUUGCCGCCACCCGCCAGCGUGCUUGCUUGCCUGUCUCUUGCGAUCUUGACCCAUCAUGGAGCAGCAGCAGCCUCAGCCUGGAGGCGUCCCAGGCCCGGCUGGCCGACGACUCCACAUUGCCCAUCGAAGAAGCCCUUCGGAGCUGACUCCAUUGAUGAGCAUGUUCGCGAAUCCCGGAAUGGAGCAGCUCGCCAUUCAACAGCAGAUCGAGCUGCUGCAACAGCAGCAGCAACAAAUCCAAGCUACUCAUCAGCAAUAUGUAAACUUGGGCAUGAUAGCGCCUAACCAGACCCUGGGUCCCGGAAGCGGCUUCAAUCCUUUGCAGGCGACGGGUGCCAUGCCCAACCUCUCUCCGCAGACCGGCUUCCAGUUCCCCAACCAGCUACAACAGCAAAAUGUGUCUCUGGCUCCUCCUACUCAGCCCCUGUCACAUCGCCGUAAUCAAUCGGCUCUUCCGAAUAUGGGUAUGGGACCGCCUCCGGCUCCCUCGUCCGGCGCUUCUGGGUCUGCCUUCGGCAAUUUUGAUAACUCGCAGGGCCACGGACGGGAGAACGCUGGUGCUCGUGGAGGACGCGGCGGCGGCCCCCCCGGGGGCGGCGGCGGCCACCAAAGGCGACACUCUUUGGCCUUGGCCGAUGCCAAGAAGGCCGCCGAACUGGCCCAGCAAAAACGAACCACGUCCGCCUUUCAGUUCCCUGCCCCUGGCGCUUCGGGCUCUGCUGAGAAGCCCGAGGACGAAGCGAAAGGGGCAAGUGUUGCCCAAACCCCAGCCGACGGCCAGAUAGCGCAGGGGUCAUCCUAUCGCGGUGGUCGCGGUGGUGGACAUGGCCGCAGCCAGAGCAUGGCCGUUGGUGCCAACGGGCGCGGGGGCGGCCGUGGAGGAGGCGGUAUGCAUUUCUCAUCCGAUUCCCUCAGCCAGCAAGGUAAUGAUUUCAACCGCCGUGGUGGUGGUCAUGCUCGCACAGGUUCGCGAAACUUUGACGGUAACUGGCGCAACCAGAGCCAGAACCAGGGCGGCCAGGACCAGACGGGUGGGACUGGUCAGAAUCAGGGCUUUCAGCCGGGCCAUCGGAGCCGUGGCUCGGUCAACCAUCAGUCGAUCUCGUCGAUUGGAGCUUUCCAGUACCCUGGUCAGCCCCAGCUGGUUCAGAUCCCUAACCAGAUGAUGAUUCCGGGACUUUAUCCCGGGCAGCAGCUCAACCCCAUGCAGCUCACCCAGCUGCAGGCUCUCCAGGUCGCCUCAAUGGGCAGUCAGCACAUGGCUGGCCUCCAGGCUAGUCAGCAUGCACCUCAAAUGGCAGCCCAGCAGCCUCAGCAGCAGCAGCAGCAGCAGCAGCAGCGGAAGACUCUUUUCACUCCUUAUCUUCCCCAGGCUACUCUUCCCGCUCUGCUGGGUGACGGACAACUCGUGUCCGGCAUUCUUCGGGUGAACAAGAAAAACAGGAGCGACGCCUAUGUUUCGACUCAGGAUGGCUUGCUUGAUGCCGACAUUUUCAUCUGUGGUAGCAAGGACCGCAAUCGCGCGCUCGAGGGCGACCUGGUUGCCGUCGAGCUUCUUGAUGUUGAUGAAGUGUGGUCCCAGAAACGCGAGAAGGAGGAAAAGAAGAAACGCAAGGACAUUACCGACACUCGUUCUGGAUCUACCGCUGGAAACAGCCAAAACAAUGGCAAUGGCGACGACAAUGGCGGCGGCGAUGGCAUUCGCCGGCGUGGCAGUCUCAGACAACGUCCUACGCAGAAGAAAAAUGACGAUGUUGAAGUUGAAGGCCAGAGCCUUCUUCUUGUGGAGGAAGAGGAGAUCAAUGAUGAACAGAAACCACUCUACGCUGGCCACAUUGUCGCUGUCAUAGAGCGAGUGGCAGGUCAGAUGUUCUCGGGUACCCUGGGUUUGCUGCGCCCCAGCAGCCAGGCAACCAAGGAGAAGCAGGAGGCGGAACGGGCCGCCAGGGAUGGGAACCCGGGCCGACAGCAGGACAGCCGAUCGCAGGAGAAACCCAAGAUUGUCUGGUUCAAGCCAACCGAUAAGCGCGUCCCUCUGAUUGCUAUUCCUACCGAACAGGCGCCUCGGGACUUUGUCGAGAAGCAUCAAGACUAUGCCGACCAAAUCUUUGUGGCUUGCAUCAAGCGAUGGCCCAUCACGUCACUUCAUCCAUUUGGCACUCUUGUCGAGAAGCUAGGGAGAAUGGGUGAUCUCAAGAUUGAAACGGACGCUCUUCUCCGUGACAACAACUUUGCGUCGGACGAGUUUUCGGAUGCUGUUUUGCGUAGCGUUGGUCUGCAAGAUUGGUCAAUCGCAAAAGAAGACGAGGCCGCUGUCGCCGCUCGUCGGGACUUCCGCAAAGAGUCCGUCUUCUCGCUUGACUUGGACGGCUCUGUCGAGCUCGGCAACGGCGUCCAUAUCAAGUCGCUUCCUGAUGGCAAGAUCGAGAUUGGUAUUCAUGUGCCCGAUGUAACCCACUUCGUCAAGCCAAACUCUCUUGUCGAUCGCGAGGCCAAGAAGCGUGGCACCGCUGUCCACCUUGUGAACAGGUUUUGUGCCCUGCUUCCGCCAAAGUUGUCAACCGAGCUCUGCUCUCUUGUUGCCCACGAAGAUCGUUUGACUGUCAGCAUUGUUUUCCAUGUCAACCCACAUACGGGCGCCGUUGCCGAAGGCGAUACCUGGGUUGGCAAAGGCAUUGUCAAGAGCGCCGGCACGCUGUCGCUAGCUGAUAUUGACGAGGCCUUGUCCGGUCGGCCAGGCUUUGCCCAUGACGCCGUCCAGGCCAAGGAUGUUCAAAUUCUCAACGCUAUUGCCCAGAAAUUCCGUGAAGCAAGACUGGGUGCUGGUGGCGAACCCAUUGCUCCUCUUCGGCUCCUUGCGCUGCUGGACGACGAGAAUAUUCCCGUCAAGCAUAAUCUGUUCGACUCGAGCCAGGCAACGGAGCUGGUCGAAGAGCUCAUGCACAAGGCGAAUGCCUAUGUCGCCCAGCGUUUAAUUCAAGCGCUCCCCGAAAAGGCGCUCCUGCGCAGACAGUCUCCCCCUAACCCACGCCGCCUGCAGACGAUUGUUGACCGCAUGACGGCCCUGGGUUACGAUACUGACCCCUCCAGCAGCGGAACCCUCCAAAACGGCCUGUUCAAGGUUGACGAUGCCGAGAUUAGAAUGGGAAUGGAGACGUUGCUGCUGAAAUCGAUGCAGCGGGCUAAAUACUACAUUGCCGGCAAGACGGUCCAGCAUCUCUGGCCCCACUACGCUCUGAACUUGCCGCUUUACACUCAUUUUACUAGCCCAACUAGACGCUACGCUGACGUCAUUGUUCACCGCCAACUCGAGUCUGUCCUUUCUGAUGGCAAGAUUGAAUACAAUGAGGAUUUGGAAAACCUCGUCAAGACUGUCGAGUCUUGCAAUACCAAGAAAGACUCGGCGCAAAACGCCCAGGACCAGAGCGUCCAUAUUGAAUCAUGCCGCACCAUGGACAAGAAACGCCAAGAAGUCAAUGGAGAUCUGAUCAGCGAGGGCAUCGUUGUUUGCGUAUACGAGUCGGCCUUUGAUGUUCUCAUCCCCGAAUGGGGUUUUGAGAAGCGGGUGCAUUGCGAUCAGCUACCGCUGAAGAAGGCCGAGUUCAGAAAGGAGAAGAGAGUCCUUGAGCUCUACUGGGAGAAGGGCGUGCCCAGCUCAGCCUAUGUGCCCGAGGACGAGCGACCGAAAGCCGCUGCCUCGCAGAGGGUCUCGAAUGCCAUGGUUGCCGCCCGACAGGCUGAGGAGGCCGAGAGGGCUAGGAGAGAACGAGAGGAGGCCGCACGCAAGCAGAUUGAUACGGGAACGAUCUCAACUGAUGACACUGACGCCCUCUUUGAUGAUGACGAGGAUAACGCGUCUGAUAUUACUGAGGCGAUGGCGGGGGCUUCAUUGGCCGAACGGCCGACACAGAGCGUUCCCGGCUCGCCGGCCCGGUCUUCGUCGAAUGCGGCGGGAACUCUCCACCGCACCCGGUCCGACUCAAAGGUGCCGGUUGCAGAUGCCCCGGAGACUCGUCUCACCAACAAAGAGAAGUACCUGAAGCUUUUCAAGCUGAGGGAGGAGGGCGGCGAAUAUAUCCAGGAUGUGACAGAGAUGACUCGGGUUCCCGUCAUCUUAAAGACGGAUCUCACUAAGAGUCCACCGUAGGUGGCCACAUGAUCUACGUUCCACAUACACGGCUAACACUAUUCUAGAUGCUUGACCAUUCGCUCGCUCAAUCCAUACGCGCUCUAGAUGUCCCGCUU